Molecule: messenger RNA, 1485 nt
Organism: Fusarium sp. VM40
Lineage: Eukaryota; Fungi; Ascomycota; Sordariomycetes; Hypocreales; Nectriaceae
Source: the annotation of a GenBank genome assembly
AUGUCACUCGCUGGAAAAGCCAACGAGGCUCCCGUCAAGGACAUGGCCCAGUCUGUGGACUCCAGUCGUGAUCGAGACGAUGUUCCAGAGUUGACCAAGGCUCAGUCCAAGCGCUUGCUUCUCAAGACAGACUUGGUUGUCAUGCCGCUUGCAGUGCUGAGCAUGACGCUUGCUUUCCUGGACAAGAAUGCCCUAGGAUAUGCCGCUAUUUUCGGUAUCAAGGAGGACGCCCACAUCAAACCCCAAGAAUACAGUUGGCUGAGUAGCAUUUUUUACUUCGGUUACCUGGCCAUGGAGUUUCCUUCACUCUGGCUGAUGACAAAGCUACCAAUUGGCAAAUAUGUAGGAGGGUGUCUCGUCAUGUGGGGAGUAUGCCUCUGCUUCAUGGCUCUCUGCCAUAACUUUGCAGGCUUGGCGACUAUCAGAUUCCUUCUUGGUGUUUUCGAGGCUGCUGUGUUACCCUGCAUGAUGAUUAUUAACUCCAUGUGGUACUUGCGAAACGAGCAGCCUCUCCGAACUGCCUUCUGGUAUAACACAUUUGCUGGUGUUUUUGGUGGUAUUCUGUCCUAUGCCAUUGGCCAGAUCAAUGGCUCACUCUCUACAUGGAAGUAUAUCUUCCUCAUCUACGGAGGCUGUACAGUCCUUGCUGGAUUCCUUGUCUUUUUUGGUCUACCAGAUACCCCAUCGAAAGCUUGGUUCUUCACAGCGGAGGAGAAGAAGCUCGCUAUGAUUCGGCUCGCGCCCAACCAAACCGGCGUUGAGUCAAAGAAGAAAUUCCAAACAAGCCAGAUCCUAGAAUCUCUUCGCGAUCCCAAGUGCUACUGCAUCUGGCUCGGCGUAUUCGGCUACGCCCUAGCUAAUGCAGGCAUCACCAACUUUAACCCACUCAUCAUCGCGGGUUACGGAUUUAGUAAAACAAAGACGGUCCUCAUGGCCACUCCGCAAGCAGCCGUUGCUAUGAUCAGCCAAGCCAUUCUCACCGCCAUCGCCUUCUUCAUCCCGAACCUGCGCUGCAUCUUCUGGAUUGGAGGUGCCUUGAUGGGUCUGGUCGGUGCCGUCAUGGUGCACUCGCUCGACGUUGAGACUCAACGAAAUGCCUCUCUAGCUGGUGUCUACUUGAUGGGUUUCUAUAACGUUCCUUGGGUCUUUCUUCUUAGUCUUUCCUCUUCCAACACAGCCGGUGCGACCAAGAAGAGUUUCAUGGGUGUCUCCAUCGCCAUUGUCUAUGCUGUUGGCAAUAUUAUCGGCCCCCAAUUCUUCCUCGACAGACAAGCGCCUACAUACGUUCUCGGCAUCGGCAUGAUGCUUUGCGCAUUUUGCCUGAUGGCAGCUACCGGUUUGGCCUAUUAUGUUCUGUGCGGUAUAGAGAACAAGAAACGAGACAAGCAACACGGAAAGUCUCACGAUGAUAUUGGUGCUGGUUUGGAGGCGGACAAGAGCGAUAAGACGGAUUGGCAGAACCCCAAUUUCCGCUAUACUUACUAA